AAAGCUAACAGGUUUUGUUUGUGUUGCAAAUGAGAUAGGCUUAAUACGAAGUGUUAUGUACAUUUUCAUAUGGUUAAAUGUUCAUAUUUUGUUUUACCAGUGUUAUUUUGAUGUUGCACUGUUCGCCGUUUAAAUUGUCUCCCUUUGAGGCAAAAUUAAGUAUUUUCAUUUGAGUCAUUUGGGAGAAUAAGACUCUUAAAUGCUCCUCUGCCCUUGUUUGUUUUAAUACAUACAAGUCAGCGAGUGUAGGUGAUAAAAAUUCGGGAUACACAGAUUUUAUCAAUUGAAAUGUAAAUAAAGUGGAUUUUUUCUUUUUUCUUAUUCGAAUUGGAAGUUGUACGUCCCUCAAUGCAGAGGCGGAGAGGCGAUUUGUUUACGCCAUAGCGUCACUAAUCUGUUGCUGCGCUAAUCCAGCUCUGUGCGCAGUAGGGGACAUAUUGUAGUAGCGGGUUUAAAACAAUGGGGAGAUAUACAAUUGGGACGUCUAGUGCAAACAGGUCAAACCUUAUUGUGGUUUUGAAUAAGUGCGAAAACAUGCAGCAGUUUUAGGGUGUCUGACAGAUUGUACAGAACCGACAAAGAAAUUUCUGCUGACAGGGACUGUGUUGUAGCACCUUCACAAAAUGGAAAAGUAUCCCCAGAAGAAACCAUCUGGGAAACCUUCAAAGACUCAGAUAAGAAGAACACAAGGAAACUUCAAUGUGCAGAGGAACUUGGGCCUUCUUGCUGAUGAUGGUAAUGAGGUAUUGGGAGUUCUUUCAAUGUCCUGUCAAGACCAGCAGUCAAACCUGCUCCGUUCUGCAGGUAGAUUGAGCUCUGGGAGCACUGGCAAGCACUUGAUCCUGAAACAGAGGAAUCUUAACAAUGAAGAGGAAUGGCCAGCAACUCACAGCCAUUACAUGAUGAAAAGCAGCCGACCUGGAAAAGCAACUCAUCAGGACCUGGUGCACAGUAUGAAACCAAUUCGGUUUAGCAGAGAUAACAGUGAUCUCAGUUGCAAAGGCUAUGCAUCCGCCUGCAGUAAUACUUACAGCUCAGUUACCAAAGAUGAUCUGCAUUAUGCAUUCAAGCCUGAGAAACAGAAAGAUAUGAGCCUGCAGCAUUUGGUGACAGAAUCUGCUUUUCGUGCAAAUAAGAUGCUGGUUCAAAGCAAUGUUCAAAUCUGCAAAGCUCAUGAAAAGCCUUCUGUUUUAACUAGUGAUGUCAUUUUUAAUCCAGAGUGUUCUGAGCUUUCAAGUCAGGAAGAGCCAUGUUUUAAUAGAGGAACAGAGAACCCUUGUAAUUUAAAUGAUUACAGUCCUGCUUGUCAGAAACUGGCAUCUGAACAUUUUUCCACAUUUCAAAAUGUCCUUGAUUCAUCUUGGACUUCUGCAAGCAUGAAGAUGUCAAUGCUGGACCUUAGGAAAAGUGAAGAUUUGCUAGCAUCUGAAUCAGCAGAACGACAGCCACCUAGUUCCUGUACAGCUUUUUCUUCUUCUAGUGAUUCUGGUGAUGGAACCGAGAAUAAAGGACUUCAUAACACACCAAAAAAUAUAUCAUGUUAUUUUGUUCAAAGAGGAAGAAGUUGUUUCACAUGCAAACUGGCUUCCAAGUCAGAUAAAACUAUAUCCAUAAACAAGAAAGUCCAUGAAAGCCAUCACUUUUACCCAGAGAAUAUCAAGAUGUCUUCACAUUUUUGUGGUGAUGAUUCUGCAGAGCUGUCCAGUUGCCCACAUGCUACCAUUGCAGAAUCACUACCUGUGGCAGUGGAGAGCUCAAAAAGUCAGAAAGGAGGCACAAAAGUUCUGUGUUCAGGGCUUAGAAGAGAGCUCACCUCGGCUGAAAACCUUGGUCUAAAAGAAGUAAGGUAUCCAUCAUCUGUCUGUCAAGGCUUCAGUCAUUUUAAGAGUACAGGAAAGGAACUGGUUUCUUUAGAUCCCAUACAACUUCAGAGCACUUUCGAUACCGCUGAUUCAAGUUCAUGUAUAAAUGUGGAGAUGGAAAAAUAUUCAUUUUGGGCGCACAGCAUAACAGACAACACUGAGGUCUCCAAAUGUGAUUCGCUGAUGGACAGUCUUCACCUAAUUAAAGAAAGCUAUAACUUAAUACAGGAGGUGACUGGUGAGUCUGACACAAAGGUAGUAGGUAUAAAGAGAAAUCAUCAACAGUUAGGCUGCCUGCAGGGUAUUGGAAAUUGUGAUUUUACAACAGAAAAUAGUCACACUAAACAUAAAAGAAUCAAAUGUCGGGUUAAUGUAGCUGAUAUGUGUUCUACUGAAGAGGAACAACCGUCUUCGUUUCCACAAUUUCUUCCCGUGCAUGGAUUUAAAGAAAGCAUUUGUUCUAGCAGAGGUGGAACCAAGCACUACAAGAGGAGUGUAGGUGUUGCAGAAAUAAAACCCCUGUCAGCAAGUCAUAGGAGCAAGUUAUCUAAGCAGCCUUCUGAUCCAGUGAAGAUAUAUAGCUGUGGCCCUGUUGUGGCAGCAAAAGGAAGAGGAUUCUUGUCACUGUACAGACACCAGCUUCUAGCCAAGUGUUUUGAGACGUGGGUGCAACGUGUGAGACAGAACGCUACAGCAAGGCUUGAACACAAGAAACAGCUGCUGCAUUGGCAGGGGCUGGCAGGGGCUGUCCAAGUACCGCACUUGCAGUAUGACAACGUUUCAAAAAGAAAGAGAGCUGGGAUGUUAUCUCAGUGCUUUAAUCAUUGGAAAGAAGCUUUUGCACGCAGACACAUUUUUCUCAAAAAGACCACUCCUGACAUUGAUUUGAACGUGGAGGCUUUAAGAAGACGCCUUGUUCGACCCAGUAAUGAGCUCAUUUUAAGAUCUGCUUAUUGCCCACGGAGGAGGAACAUCACAUGCCUGCACAUACCCAGGGCUGCUGAGAUACACUAUAACUUGACACUGCUGUGCAAGCACUGGGCCAUCUGGAGACAGCUCAAGAUAAAGAAGAAUGCAAGAAGACAACAGGAGCAGGCCUUCUUUUGUAUGGAACACACUCUGAAGAAGAAGGUCUUUAUGGCCUGGAGCACAGCUGUGUACAAAACACGGCUUGCCAAAAAAUGUUUUAGGGACCAUACAGUAUCUGCUGUGUUCAAAGCUUGGAGUAUGCAGGUGCAAUAUAUUAAGUGUGAGAGACAGCAGAAAGGUUUUCUGACCUCCCAGUUUCAGAGAUCUUGCCUUCUGAAACAAAGCUUUCAUCAUUGGAGAUCCAGACUAGGAGUCUAUCAAAGUGAACAGGAGAAAAUACAAGAAAUAGUCAGGAUGGCAGCUCAGCGUUGGCGACAGGCUGCACAUAAGAAGAAGCUUGAGGGCCUGUGCUCUAGAGCAACACAGGUGCUUUACAGAAGGAGACAAGCAAUUGCCUUCAGGACUUGGCAUGAACUCAAGGCCUCUGUCGAUUUGGAGAGAAGCAGCGUGAUGAUUGUGCGCCAUCUGCUGGAUGAGAGAAAGCUGAAGGCUGCAUUUGCCUCCUGGCACAGGUUCAGUUUACAAAGAAGAGGAGCGCAGCUGUUCUGUGAGAAAGCACAAAAAAGACAAUUGCUGUGUUGCUUGGAGGCUUGGAGAAAACUUGUUCAUCAGAAAUCAAUCUCCGUUUAUUACUGGGCUAAACUUCAGAGGCACACGGUGAAGCUGUGUUUCCAGCGCUGGAAGCAAGACGUGGCACUGUUCUGUCUACAGAAGACGUUUGUCAUCCACUUAGUUGAAGAAAGGCAGCGGCAAGCAAAAGAUAAAUGGAAAGGGUUUCAAAUGAAGCAAGUCAAUGCCUUUUCGGCAAUGAUGGAUCGUCACCACAGAGCUGAUGAGCUGUGUGCAGCUUUGGUACUCCAGGGGGCCUUUCAGAAGUGGAAAGAGGAGCAAUACAAACUGCAGAUGGCCAGAGUAUUUUCUGAAGCUGUGGAGAAAAGGAGAUUAAGAGAUGUAGUCAAGCACUUGCACAGGGUGGCAGAGCAUGCUGUGAAUGACGGAGUGCGGAGGCUCAGUUCUGCAGUGGAGCUGCGGGAGUUCCAGGCGCCAGGUCCACUCCCAGAGGACUCUCCCCCUGCCUCAUUUCCACUGCACACAGCCUGCAGCUCCUUUCAGCAGGUCAUCCUGGACAUUGUGGGGAGAAAGGGGCACAGAGGUCUGCACAUCAGUUUAAUGUCAGUAGAACACAUGAAGAGUGAGAAGACCGAGCUGAAUGACUGGUCAAAGGGUGCCCACGAGCAAGAGCUCCCUUUACAGACCUCCUCAUCACCGUGCAGGCUAAAACCAGGAAUGACAACUACAGACAAUUUGGACCAAACUGUAGACAUCUGUACACUUCCCCAUUGGGAGCACAGUACAGUGAUGCUCAAAGGGCCUAAAAGAUUAAAGGCUUUGGUUCGCUUUGCAGUCAACAGAAUCAUGCACCAGUCCGUCAGCAUGGCCUUCCUUCAGUGGAGGCUUUACGUUUCAAUGCGCAGAGAAAUAAAUAUUCUGACUGGCUACUUUAAAGGUUACAGGAGCCAGUCGGUAAAGAGCAGUGUUUUUGAUACCUGGAAGUGUGAGACAGUAAAACAGAUCAAUGCUAAAAACUGCUGGGAGACGGGGCUACUGAGCAGAAGUCUGGACCUUUGGAAGAGAUUGGUGUUUCAACAGAGGAGAAAAUGUCUUCUACAGAAGAAAGCAGUUCAGUUUCACAAAUCACACCUUUUAACUCUGAGCUUCACAAGUUGGCAGAGAAAGAGGAAACUGAAGGUCAUCAAUGGUGAUGCUGAGGAUCUUGUCCAGCAGGAGAGAAAAGCUCUGUGGUUUCAGAAGACAGUGGAAAGACAGAGGGUGCAUCAGAGCUUCACUCUGUGGGCUGCACAUGUACGGCAGUCCUGCAGAGUGUUAGUCUACUAUAGACAUGCUCUCUUAACAAGAGUGUUUGUUGCCUGGGAGAGCUGGGUGCAGCGGGACAGGGAGAGGAGGGCUCUGGUAGCACAAAUAAGCAGGCUGCGCUGCUGUCGCCUCCACUUCGCUAGGUGGAGAGUCUGCCUGGCACAGCACCUGGAAGCAGAGAAGAGGAUUGCUGACAGAUGUGUGCGGCGCAUCAGGCAGACUCUGCUCCACUGGCAUUCACUUACACACCAUAAGUGCCAAAUCCGAAACCUUCUGUCCGCAUUUUUGCACAAUAUGCAGAGGACUCUGAAGAAGAGAGCACUGUUAAUCUGGGCACAGAGGUCAGAGAACCUGCAGAAUGCCAAGAUCUGCUACCAACGAUCUGUAAAGAAGAGAUGUUUACAACAAUGGCGCAUGGCUUUGGUCCACGAGGAACACCUGCGGUACGAUCUAAACAUGUUUCUGGUUGUCAAAGCUGAGAGAGACACGCGGAUGGCUUUCGUGCUGUGGAAGGAGCACUGUGGCAACAAACAAGCUCACUCCCAGCAGAGACGCGAUAGGAUUCACAGUCUGGUUGAGCGAGCUGCUCUUCACUGGAGGCGGAUCAUGCUUCUCAAUCAUGCAGAUACUAACUACAGAGGAAGGCUGUCUCUACGCACAUUUCUGCGCUGGAGGCAAGCCCUGGCCUGCCAGCAGGAGAAGCAAAGAGUGUUAAAGAUUUGGCAUGAAGUGACUCAAACCAACCUGACACGCAGCAAGACUUCAUUUUUGGCACAGUGGCAUGCACAAUUCAGAGAGGUUCAGCAAAGACAAAGAUCUUUGGAAUGGAGCCUAACCAAAGAAGAGAAUUCUUUGAAAGCAGCUGUGAUACAUCACUGGAAACUAGCCACCAGAGUGCAGCAGGCACACAGGCUUCACAACAGGAUUGUUCUGCUUCAGUACUACUCUAGAUGGAGAUGGCAGGUUGCAAAAAAAUGCAGAGACAGAAUUAUCUUGAAUACAACGCUGACCGAAGAUUGGUACCAUAUGAGACUCUGUGAGAAGUACUGGAAGAGGUGGCACUCAGGAGCUCUCCUGCAGAAGUUUCACAGGCGCCUGCAGAGAAGACGCACAGCUCUCCUGUGGGAUCAGUGGAAGAGCGAGACUGCAGCCAUCCUGUUCACCAGGAGCAUGUAUGAACAGAGCCUGCUGGGGAAGGCUUGGAAAAUGUGGAGGAAAAGGAGGAUACAGACAAGAGUUUCUGUUGCAUUUUUGGUGCAGCAGAACAGAGCCUUGUUAACUGAGGUUUUCACUGCCUGGCACAAACGCAGCUUUGCCCAGAAGAUGUUACAUUAGACAGAGGAAGGGUGACGUGGUCAUGUGUGACAGAAAAGUAUGGACUUUGGAUCUAACUGGUGGUGUGAUGGUGCUUCUCUCGAGACUUGCAGUGAUUGUUGCAGUCCUGUAAAAAUCAAGAAACCAUCAAACCUGUUAGAUGAUUUGUAUUGUCUAUCGCGAUUGCAUACUAGAAAAGGAAAACAAAAUGUGCAUAUUCAUUUGUGGACUUCUAGUCAGAUGUUGAUUACAUCUCUACAUCCCUUGUAGUUUAUUUUAAUCUACCUAAAGAUGUAUAGAUGUUUAAUAAUUGUCACAGUACUGUGUCCAGGGUGGAACUCCUGCCCCCUCAUUGGUCAAUGGAAGAACUGGUUGUGUCAUAGAUAUGAGAUUAAUAUAUAAAAGUGACCAGAUUUCUUUUUCAUUCCUUGUAAUAUUUCAGUGUAGUGCAUAGUUCUAUUUUCUCUCCAAUUGGUACAGUAUUCAGUUAGCUAUAUGAAGUGAAACUGGAUUAUAAAUAAUAACAUAAUAAAUAACAUAAAUGAUUUGUUUCUGAAAACAUAAAAGACAGAUCUUCCAUAAAUUCCUAAAAAUCCUAAUCCUAGUGAAACCCAGCUCCCUGCAGCUCCCUCUUCAUAAACAGACUCCUUUUGUGUAAAUAUUGGCAUGGAGCCUUGCUGAGAAAUGCAUCCCUUAAGCACAUAAACCACAUAGCACAUUCGAGCCAGGACUCCCCAUACUGGCAGUGGAUCUGCAAUUUCAGACAUCAACAUUUAAUUUGCUGGAAAUUGUAUUAACAGCUUAAAUCACUAUGUUUUCAAGAUGUAUGAUUAGUUAUGCUCUGAAUUUUGUGAAAUAUUUUAAAUGUCUUUGCACUCUGAUAUUACAGAUUAAUAUUUUAAGAGCUUUUGAGUACAAAUUCCACAUUAUUGAUUGUGAAAAAGUUCAGAUCCAUGGUUUUACCAGAGUUUGUGACAGUUAAUACAACCUGCUGUUACACAGACUGAAUAAGUUUGCCUUACAUGAGCAAACAGUUUAAUGGCUAAAAAUACUUUUAUCAUGCCUGUUACAGCAUGUACUAUACACGUGGCUGAUUGGAGUAACCAAAUGAGGCCUGUAGAAGGUUCUGCUAAAGGCAAAGCAUUCUACACAGAAGGUAUAGUUUCACUAUCUCCAAAAGGACCUCAGCUAGACUCGAAGAACACAGACGACAUGCUACUUGAGUCUUGUGGCUUAGUAUUUAAAAUAGUUGCUAGGCUCUGUGUGCUGUCAGUUCAUAUUUUCUAAAUAGAAUUAAGAGCAGCGGGAGCAUUUUUAAACGGUAUCCUUUAAUCUGAAAAAGAAAACAGAUUUUGCAUUUUUACAUUUUAUAGAAGGGAGAAAGAGUAACAGUGCAUUCUCUUGACCUUUCACACACUUCCAUUACAAUGUGCAAUUGCCUGUUCCUCACUCGGGGGGCCAGUGAGUUCACUUGUGGUGUCUCAGCUGUUUCUUUACAGCUCCUCCCUGUACUUUCUCAUGUUACCAGUGUUCUCCAGAGCCAUUACCUCAGUCUUUUUGGCUCAUAAUGGCCAUUUAAUGCUGCAGUACAGUACUCUGUAGAACAUUCUCUUUUUAAGUGUUUAAUCCCGGUCCCAAUUUCUUUAAAAAAGGCAAAUAAGUGUGAACUACAAUUACAACUGUGUGAAAAAUAGCCAUAUUGUAAGACUGUAUAAACACCCUCUAUCUUUCAGGCUUUGCAAGAAUGAAUUACAAAGCACAACCAGUUUAUACAGUUUAUAGAAAACUGUUUUGUAUAAAAUGUAUUUUAUACAAAAAUAUAUGUAUAUAUGUGGAGGCUAUAAAGACUUGUAUUAACAAAAUCCUGGUUCGAAUGUCAGGAAUCAAGACUGAAACCAAUUUUGUUGAACCCAGAUAUCAGAACAUUAAUGUGGCAGAUGAAAAGUCACAGCAUUAUUAAACAAAGGAAUACAAAACAGAAGUGCACACAUGAAAUAUUAGUGGGUUAUCAAGUUCAGGAAGAUAAGAGGUUUUGUACUAUGUCCACUCUGUACAUGGCAGUAUGGUAUGACUUCAUGUCAGAUAAUGUGACGUAAAACCUGCUGAUGAAAGUGACCCAAUCCUUGCAAUUUAUUCAGGUUUGUGAAAAUAUGGCCACAUUUGUAGGAUCUAGAGGCAAAUGACCAAUUCUUUUUCAGAAGGAUAAAAUAAAAUGGGUCUUGAGACUCUG
Molecule: messenger RNA, 8370 nt
Organism: Lepisosteus oculatus (spotted gar)
Lineage: Eukaryota; Metazoa; Chordata; Actinopteri; Semionotiformes; Lepisosteidae
Source: RefSeq, a predicted model, not a curated record